Lycium ferocissimum is the source of this 4202-nucleotide messenger RNA. RefSeq lists its product as uncharacterized. The record is from RefSeq and is a predicted model, not a curated record. NCBI's taxonomy places the organism in Eukaryota, Viridiplantae, Streptophyta, Magnoliopsida, Solanales, Solanaceae. The transcript is spliced from 4 exons. Bases 224 to 3511 code for a protein of 1095 amino acids.
AUCAUGUCCAAUUUUCUUCAGAGUUUCUCCUAUCAUGUGCCAUUUAUCUUCUUGUCAUCCUUUAAUCCUUCAAAAGAGAAUUCUUUAUCCAGAUAAAUUAAGAUGAGAGUCUCUUUUUAUUUAUAUCCAUUUCCCUUUUGUCUAGAUAAUCUUUGUUAGAUAAUUUGAGAUUCAUGUACCUUUUUAGCAAAAGUUUCCUGAUGAUACAACAUUUGAGACAGAAAUGGCUACUGAGUCAAGCAAUAUUAGGAAUUUGAUAUGUAAACAUGUUAAAAAUUCUUUACAAUUUUCCUUCACUUUUGCCAAGAAACAUCCAUUUAUUUCAUGCACUUUGUUAUUCUUCAUCCUUUUUUUGGCUCUUUCACCAUCAAUCACCUGGUUUUUCAUUUAUUCCCUACCCCUUUUGUUAUUUUUCACUAUUCUUCUUAUAGUCUUUUUUAGCAUCCCAAAUUUUAAACACUUCGAACGAGAUGUUGAUUCGAAACCUUCUAGGAAUAUCAGUCAUGUUGAUAAAGAUCACGAUGAUGAUGAUGUCAUUGACAAUAAACAAAAGGCUUUUCUUCGAGCUAGAUCUGUUAGGCGAAGAAAAUCCAAGAAAUGUAUAGAAAAUGGCGCUGAGGAAUUUAUGCAAGGUGCAUCAUUUCGAAUACCUUUUAGUGAUCAUGAUUUUGUCGACAAAGGUGCGUUGGUAGAAGAAAAAUUGAAAGAUAUUCGAGAGGUGGAAGUGCAUUCGAUAAGUGAUCGUGCUGAAUGCUCUUCCAGCUCAAGUAUUUUCAAGAAUUCAAGGCCUCCUGCUUAUUCGGAUUGCUCUUAUGAAGCCAAUGGAAAAUGUUUUAAAUCUUUUAGUAGUAUGUAUGAGAGAAGAACAGAAUGUUUUGGUGAUCAAACAGAAUAUGAAGGGGCAAGAAAUAAGGUUGUGCAAUGGAAAGAUGAUGAUGAAAAGAAUCUCAUGGAUCUUGGACUUUCUGAGAUUGAAAGGACUAAAAGAUUGGAAAGUUUAAUGGCAAGACGACGAGCACGAAAGAUGCUUAGCCUCCAGGUUAGAAGAUCACUGAUGAAUAUAGGGUGCAAAGAAACAUUUGCUCCAAUUUCCUCAAUUUUAAUUCCAAAGAACAAAGAAUCAACUAGUCCAUUUUCACCUACCCCGGGUUCGGCCCCUUCAAUUUUGGGACCAAAUCGGAAUCCUUUUGACCUUCCAUAUGAUCAACAUGAAGAGAAACCUAAUGUCAGAGGUGGAAGUUUUAUGCAAGAGUUCAUGUCAGCUCAAGAACAGAAGGAAUUGAUGUUAUCCAGGCAUGAAAGCUUCCAAAUAGGGGCUUCAUUUCCAGGGGAUUUAAACCAUGAUCAAUGCGAACGAACUCUUCGCUCUGAUCUUCCAUCCGGGCAAAGGUUUCCGGAGGCAUCCGAAAGUUCCAAAUCGAGACACCGAUUAGGUAGGGAAGAUAAUGAUAGAAUAGCCGAAGAAGUACCAUCUCAAGCAUCUGAACUGGAGAUGAACCCGGCGAAUAAAGGAGAUCAUGGUAGGGAAGGUCAGGAUAAUAAUCAGGAUGAAAAAGACAAUAGUGAAGUACAGAUAAAGUCAGUACUAGUGGAAGACAUUAGCAAUAGGACAAGUUCAUCGUCUUCUUCAGAAGACGAUAAACCAUUCUAUAAGAUAGACAAAGAUGCAAUCUUGAAGUCUAUUGCUUCUCCUGCUCUAAGGAACUUAUCAAGUGAUCCGUCACAUUCCGGUUCAUCCUUGUUGGAGAACACGAGAGAGGAAGACGAACGGAUUUACUAUCCAAAUCGUCCCAUGCAUCGCGCUCCCGGCCAGUCUAUUGAUUCUGACUUGCAAGUGGAGGUUUCUGAAGUCGGUUCACCUCUGUUGACAAACGAUGGGAGCUCAUCCGCGGAUGAAGAAAUUUCUAUAGACGGGGAGAUAGAUAAAGCUAUCGCAGAUGAAAACACAACACUGAUGUCUUCAUCUCACCUAGCUAGAGUAGAUGAAAAUGAAUCGAAUUCAAGAGAAGUACGUGAGGUAACCGAACAAGAUAUAGUAGAAUUUGGAUUUUCGAGGUUCCAUAACAUGCCACAUGAUUUUCCAUCAGAACGGACAAUUGGACCAGAUUCCAUCGGUUCAACCUCAUUUCCACCUCCAAGGACAGACAGGAAUCAAGCUAGCCGCAGUUAUCAACAGCGAAGGCCGGAAGGACUUUCUGUAGUUAGUGAAAGAUUUCAAGGUUCAUUAUUACAACCAGAAUUUUCAGUACGACAACUCCCUUUCGCGUCAAAUUCACUUGUCUCACCGACAUCUGUUUUACAACCAAAUUGCUUAGUUGAACAAGGAUCCCCUUCGAAUUUUGAUCAGGUACAAAAUGAUAAUAGGUCAAUGAACAUCUCUAGUGAGAGAUCAGAUUCAAUUGCUUCACAGGAAUCAGAUCUUAGUUUAAGCAAUUCGACAUUACAAGUUUCAGAAUUACCUUCAGAAAUAGAAAAUUCAACUUCCGUCAACGAACAACAUAGCGAAAAUGUGGAAUUUUCAACUAUUGGACAAGGACAUCACUCAUUUGAAGCCUCUAGUACGUCAUCAUCUAAGUCCGUAUCGCAACCAUAUUUUGCAACUAGUUCAAAUUUUGGUCAAGAGAUGCAUUCGGAGGCUCAACAAGUAGGCACAUGCAAUGUAAAAAAUAAUAAGCCAGAUGAAGUACUAACUGCUGAAAGUUGUGAUCCAAGCACUUCUCAGUGCUCAACACUUAAGUUAAAAAAUCCGACAGUGCAAAGUUCAGUUCCACAUUCAGAGACACAGAAGUCUGCAGAAAAUUCAAAAUCUCUCACUUUAAAUAACAUUCGGGAAACACUUCGUGAUAAUACAGUUAGCCAGAGUAUUGAAGAUUUCCAAGCAUCAUCAUCACCGCAAGAUUUGGUGUUCAAACAAGUUCCAAUUGCCUCUACUUCAUCCCUCUCUUCCAACUCUAUGAUUCAACCAAAAUUCUCAGCAAAUGAAAGCUGCUCAAAUUCUGAAGAACAGAAGAGAAUGCAGGAUUCUAUACCUGGAAUUCCAUUGGAGAGAUCUGUCAAUCAAGACUCCAUCAGCUUACAUUCUACGAUUCGAGAAGUCCCUACAGCCUCGAGUUGUACAUCAUCACCAAAGUCUGUACUCGAACCGAAGUCCUCAGCAGGUCAAGGCCCUCUGUUAAACCUUGAUAUGGAGGAGCAAAUAGGUGAAAGUCCAAGUCCAAGAAUGUCUAGAAACACAAGGGCUUCGUUAGUCCAAUCUGUAGCAGACCAACUUCAUCAUGCAGAUGCUAAAACGAGACCAUCCAAUGACGAAGAGAAAUCUCAUGAAGAAUCCACUAACCUCAAUGAUGACAAGAAGCAGGAGGACUUACCCAAAAUGAGCCUCAAAGAAGUUUCUGAAUCUCAUGUAGAAUCACCAAACAAGACCACUGUGGUGUCUUCCAACAACACCACAAAACAUCAAAAGUCAAGUGAUGUUGCAAAUUCUGGUUCCUCUUCAACUAACAAGAAUUAAAAUUUACCACAUGAUCCUAUUAGUGCAAGUGAAGAAACUUCACAAAAGGGUAAUGUUACAGCAGCAAAGGAAAAGAAAAACAUUGAGUCACACAGUGAGAGAACAGACAGUAAAGAAAAGGCUAAAGAUUAAUGAGGGAUAGUUAAGAAUCUUGUUUUUGUUUUUCUUCAGAAAAUGAACAUGUACUUGUUUCUAUGUUGUUCAGACUCUUCAAAAAUGCUGCCAGGUGCAUGUCGGGAUCCCCUAAAAGUAGUACAAUUUUGGAGGAUCUGACACGGUGCGGCAUCAUUUUAGGAGAGCCUGAGCAACAUUUCUUCUUUCUGCAUGGUGGAAGAUUUUCCCAUGAGACUUUUUCUGCCUGUCGGAUCCUCCUAAAGCAUUUUUAAAGGAUUUGACACUAGUGCGGCAACAUUCCGAGCAACAUAGAUUGUUUCUUCUUUCUGCAUGGUGGAAGAUUUUUACCAUGAAACUCCUCAAUCGUGUAACUCAAACUUACCUGUAAGAUAUUGGUGUAUAGGAACUCCAUGAAGUUUGAUGUAUACACAUAGGAGAGCCAGAGGAAAUUCACUGUUGUAUAGUAUUUUAGGAUGUAGUAAACUAGAAUUUAUACAUAAUGACAAAACAUGUUGUAGCAACUUCCCUUAAUUUUUUAUGUUACUAAUCCCACUUCUUAUAGAAAUUUAUAUGCUGG